UAUUCAUUGUAUGCAAAGUUACCAAAACCAAAAUUUGCAUGAAAACUUAUUCAAAGUGCCCUGACGUUUGUAUAUAAGCUAGCAAACUAUAGCCCAACCAUCAUUGAAGUAAUCAUCUACUUGCAACAAUGGCAAAAAUCUUCUACGCCCUCGUUGUUCUGGCCGUGUGCCAAUACGCUGCUGCCACCGAAGAGACCGCAAAGGCAUCCGCCAUCAUCCACUCCAAUGCCCCUGCUUUCAUCUCCAACAUUCUGCACACCGUUGAGAAUGUAGCCCAGACUCUGCCCAGCGCUGACCGUAUUGACAAAUUGAUCCAACUCGUCCAAGAAGCUAUUGAAAGGAUCAUCCGUCAAGGUGGCCCACUCAAGGAAAUUGCCUUGAAAAUCCAGAAAUACGCCCAGUUCAUGACCAGGGAUGUCAUUGAAGCCAUGAUCGCCGCUGCCAAGGAAACCAUCGCCAAGGAUAUGGCUACCCCUGAAGCAGCCAGCAUCAUCCAGGCCGCUAAUGGUAUUGCUGCCGAAGUGACCGAGAGCGUGCAGCAAGUUGCUGAUGUCGCCCAGGAAGUGGUCGACACCGCUGCUGUCAUCUCCGAAGCUAUUUAAGUUCUUCGUUUUUAAAUAUAAAUUCAAUUGUUCAUAAAAUAAAGAAAUAAACAUCUAAAUAUGUA
Messenger RNA from Dalotia coriaria, 667 nucleotides. RefSeq lists its product as uncharacterized. The record is from RefSeq and is a predicted model, not a curated record. Bases 129 to 602 code for a protein of 157 amino acids. NCBI's taxonomy places the organism in Eukaryota, Metazoa, Arthropoda, Insecta, Coleoptera, Staphylinidae. The transcript is spliced from 2 exons.